Geodia barretti is the source of this 482-nucleotide messenger RNA. Lineage: Eukaryota; Metazoa; Porifera; Demospongiae; Tetractinellida; Geodiidae. The record is from the annotation of a GenBank genome assembly.
GAACUAGCCUGAAACUCACUGGCCUUACAACUGCUAUCAUCAUGUCUUCCCAGUGGCUGUGUGGUGUGCUGGUUCUACUGGCUGUGUCCUAUGGAGUCUAUGGACAGGGACUGGGUGAGGAGGAGAAGGAGGAGAUCCUGAAUGCCCACAACCACUACAGAGGACUGGUUGAUCCUAUAGCUACCAACAUGAUGAAGAUGGAGUGGGAUGAGGAUCUGGCCUAUCUAGCUCAGUUCUGGGCCAGUGCAUGCGAGUAUGCGGAAAACGAGGAUCGCAACACUCAGUCCACCUCAUAUGACUACAUUGGAGAGAGCUUUGCAGCCACUAUCAGCUACACUGUCAACUACACUCAACUGAUUGGUCAGCUGUGGUAUGCAGAGAAGAGGUUCUACAACUACUAUGCUACAGCCUGUCUUAAUGAGGAUGGGGAAGUUGAGGAAGAUGGAGGGUAUGAAACAUGUGGCAGAUAUACCCAGGUCUGA